AUGUCAUUUACCAAUCUGUCGACCCACGACACACAUCCAUUAGCCCUCGAUGAAGAACUUAUCAUAGGUCGACACAAGUUUGGUUUAGAAUCUGUCUAUAUCAGUGCGCAUGCAGUCAAAUUAUUCUAUACAAAAGAAGGACGAUGCUAUGCCACAAAAGAGCCUAUUGACCCUCUCUAUCCAUUGUCUACUGAUAUAUACCAGUUGACGAAAAAGGUUGUACGUUUAAACAAGGCUGCUAUGCCGAAAGACCGAGAAAUGCAAUUGAAAGACGGUGAUGUACUGGUAUUUUCUAUAGAUGGGAUCAAGACAGGUCGAACGAUGGAACUCAAGUUCAGCUUGCCGGAUUUAGGCGACGAUCUCAACAGACAUGUUGCUGUCAUUCAUGGAAAAGAAGACAAUGAGCAAGAGCCAAUGCCGCCAGGACCUCAAGAGGAUUAUGAAACAGACCAAAGUCAUGAGGAUUAUAUAUCAGAUCAUAGUGCUGAAUUCGACGAAGCAAUUCGCUUAAGUGACCUCUCAGAUGAAUCGGACUAUUUAGGUGACGAGAGCUAUCUUUUAUCCUUACAAAAGUAG
Messenger RNA from Mycotypha africana, 576 nucleotides. RefSeq lists its product as uncharacterized. The coding region runs from base 1 to 576 and encodes 191 amino acids. NCBI's taxonomy places the organism in Eukaryota, Fungi, Mucoromycota, Mucoromycetes, Mucorales, Mycotyphaceae. The record is from RefSeq and is a predicted model, not a curated record. The transcript is spliced from 4 exons.